AUUUUUUUAUAAGAUCUUUUAUAACCGAUCUAGGAUUAUCAAAGAAACUGAAGGAAUCAGCUUCAAAAGGUGAAGUUUAUGGUGUUAUGCCCUAUAUUGCACCAGAAAUUUUAUUGGUAAUUAGCUCAAAACUUUCUAAAUGGCAGCGUAUCAUUUCGAAAUCUCGUAAAGAUUCUGAUAUUAAAAGAAGUUUUAUUUCAGCUAAUGAAGAAAUCAAAACACAAAUUAUUUUACCAAAUUAUCAAAAUUCAAUGUAUCCAAAUUAUAAAAAACCAAUGUAUACUAGCAUAUUAAUAAACACUAAAGAAAUUAAAUCGGUGUAUGAAUCAGCUACCGGCAUGUUAAUAGACACUAAAGAGAUUGAACCAGCUACCUGCAUAUUAAUAAACACUAUGGAGAUUAAAUCAAUAGAUGAAUCAUCCACUAACAUAUUAAACACUAAAAAAAGAUUAAAUCAGUACAUGAAACAGCUACUAGC
This is a messenger RNA of Racocetra fulgida, 478 nucleotides long. The record is from the annotation of a GenBank genome assembly. Lineage: Eukaryota; Fungi; Glomeromycota; Glomeromycetes; Diversisporales; Gigasporaceae.